AUGAGCCACAACAGGCAAUAUCAAGUUACGCCUGGAAGCCCCGACAAAGUCAGGAGCCACGCCUGGAAGCCCCGACAAAGUCAGGAGCCACGCCUGGAAGCCCCGACAAAGUCAGGAGCCACGCCUGGAAGCCCCGACAAAGUCAGGAGCCACGCCUGGAAGCCCCGACAAAGUCAGGAGCCACGCCUGGAAGCCCCGACAAAGUCAGGAGCCACGCCUGGAAGCCCCGACAAAGUCAGGAGCCACGCCUGGAAGCCCCGACAAAGUCAGGAGCCACGCCUGGAAGCCCCGACAAAGUCAGGAGCCACGCCUGGAAGCCCCGACAAAGUCAGGAGCCACGCCUGGAAGCCCCGACAAAGUCAGGAGCCACGCCUGGAAGCCCCGACAAAGUCAGGAGCCACGCCUGGAAGCCCCGACAAAGUCAGGAGCCACGCCUGGAAGCCCCGACAAAGUCAGGAGCCACGCCUGGAAGCCCCGACAAAGUCAGGAGCCACGCCUGAAAGCCCCGACAAAGUCAGGAGCCACGCCUGGAAGCUCCAACAAAGUCAGGAGCCACGCCUGGAAGCCCCGACAAAGUCAGGAGCCACGCCUGGAAGCCCCGACAAAGUCAGGAGCCACGCCUGGAAGCCCCGACAAAGUCAGGAGCCACGCCUGGAAGCCCCGACAAAGUCAGGAGCCUCGCCUGGAAGCCCCGACAAAGUCAGGAGCCACGCCUGGAAGCCCCGACAAAGUCAGGAGCCACGCCUGGAAGCCCCGACAAAGUCAGGAGCCACGCCUGGAAGCCCCGACAAAGUCAGGAGCCACGCCUGGAAGCCCCGACAAAGUCAGGAGCCACGCCUGGAAGCCCCGACAAAGUCAGGAGCCACGCCUGAAAGCCCCGACAAAGUCAGGAGCCACGCCUGGAAGCUCCAACAAAGUCAGGAGCCACGCCUGGAAGCCCCGACAAAGUCAGGAGCCACGCCUGGAAGCCCCGACAAAGUCAGGAGCCACGCCUGGAAGCCCCGACAAAGUCAGGAGCCUCGCCUGGAAGCCCCGACAAAGUCAGGAGCCACGCCUGGAAGCCCCGACAAAGUCAGGAGCCACGCCUGGAAGCCCCGACAAAGUCAGGAGCCACGCCUGGAAGCCCCGACAAAGUCAGGAGCCACGCCUGGAAGCCAACAUACGAGUAAUAAAUACUCAUCCAUGGCUUAA
This is a messenger RNA of Procambarus clarkii (red swamp crayfish), 1191 nucleotides long. The record is from RefSeq and is a predicted model, not a curated record. Lineage: Eukaryota; Metazoa; Arthropoda; Malacostraca; Decapoda; Cambaridae.